Boeremia exigua is the source of this 1501-nucleotide messenger RNA. Its product is annotated as amidase. The transcript is spliced from 4 exons. Gene Ontology annotation, molecular function: catalytic activity. Lineage: Eukaryota; Fungi; Ascomycota; Dothideomycetes; Pleosporales; Didymellaceae. The record is from RefSeq and is a predicted model, not a curated record. Bases 41 to 1501 code for a protein of 486 amino acids.
GCACGUUGCAAUCAAUUAUACAAUCCGGAGGCUCUCCAUCAUGUCUGUGUUCUUUGACUCCCCGAUAAGUGAGGAUCUUGUUGCCGAAGGGGAAGCAGAGUUACUAUUGAGCAAUAUCGGAAUUGACCACGGCAUCGCAUCGGAGGAGUCAAGUGAAUACCGGCAACUUUUAGCAGCCGUGCACGAUGUUGCUGAACACAUUCUCGAGCUUCCAGACUAUGUCAUCAGACCAGAUACCAAGACAUACCCUCGUGAGCAGCUGUAUCGUCCUUCCGAAGAUGAGCAAGAUUAUGGUAAUGCCUGGGCGCAUAAGUUUUUGAUCAGAGGAAAUCCCAAUGGUGGUGUCUUGAGUGGAAAGACUGUUUGCCUGAAAGAUAAUAUUGCAGUUGCUGGAGUACCUCAGUUCUUCGGCACAGAUGCAAUUCCAGCAUGGACACCCGAAGCUGACGCCACGGUAGUCAGGAGGGCGUACGAAGCUGGUGCAGACGUCGUCGGAACUACAAUCUGCGAAAACUUCUGCAACUCUACGUCUUCUUUUACGAGCGCUCAAGGGACGGUCCACAACCCUUACGCUCAAGGUUACUCGGCUGGCGGUAGUACUUCUGGCGGGUCAGCUGUUGUUGGAGGCGGCUUGGUCGACAUUGCUAUUGGAGCCGAUCAAGGAGGCAGCAUUAGGGUACCUUCGUCUUUCUGUGGAUGUGUUGGUCUGAAACCUACACAUGGCCUGGUUCCAUAUACCGGCAUUUCCAGGAUGAAAAUUGGAGUCUUGACAGAAGGUUUCAAACAUCGCCUAGUUGACACCAAUGUCAAGGCCAUAGUACUUGAUGCUGUUAAAGGUUUUGAACAGCUAGGUGCAACUGUUCAAGAAGUAUCAUUGCCUUUGCAUCUGGAAGGACCAGCAGUCUGGACGAUUCAGCAACGCAUUGCGGGUACACUUGGGAUGAUGGGUUACGCACAUGGGAGACGAGGACUCUUUUCAACGAAAUACGAAGCAGCACGUCAGCCAUGGACGAACGACACCUUCCAAAGGCUUUUCCCUUCGACGAAGAACACCAUGAUUAACGGGCUUUCUCUGAUGCAGAACUAUCCUGGGCUCUACGUCAAAACUAUGAAUAUCGCGCAGCAAAUGAGAGAUGCGUACGAGAAACUAUUCGAAGACUACGAUCUAAUCGUAAUGCCGACGACGCCAUUCGUUGCUCCUGCGAACGUCGACUGGAAGCGAGGGGACUCACCAAUGGAGGCUCUCAAGCCAAGCAUGGGUAUUACGACAAACACAGCUAUUUUCGAUGUUACGGGGCACCCAGCAUUAUCUCUUCCUGUCGGCUUCGCACCUGCAAAGGAGGACACCAGUGUGCUACUUCCCGUUGGAAUGCAGCUCGUCGGUGGAUUAUGGCAGGAGCAGAAGAUCUUGGACGCAGGUCUUGCAUGGGAGUCAGCAAUUGACUGGAAGAGUGUCGGGAGGAACGAUGCCAGUAGUGUGUUAGUACCGCCGAAGCUAUGA